Molecule: messenger RNA, 785 nt
Organism: Arachis duranensis
Lineage: Eukaryota; Viridiplantae; Streptophyta; Magnoliopsida; Fabales; Fabaceae
Exons: 5
Coding region: 48-554 (168 amino acids)
Source: RefSeq, a predicted model, not a curated record
UAAUUCGAUUCCAAAGGAGACAGAGAUUCAAACUCGAAAUUGCAUCAAUGUCUGACAGAGAAGAUAGUGAUUCCGACGCCCCUGAGGAAUUCACAACUCUGCAGGGUAUACAACAAGACGAGGAGAUUCGCAAAAUUCAAAAAGAAAGUAAAGCUAGUUACAAAUCCAAAGAAAGUAAGGACACUGCUCAAGCUGAAGAUGAUGAUGUAUCAGGUUCUGAGCCUCAGCAUAAUCCCAAUCCAGCUUCAGGGUUUCUUCCAGAUGACGUAGUGAAAAUGCUUGCAGCUCGUGAGAAACAAGUUUUCUUACCUUACUAUGAAGGGGAGGAGGAGAAGGCUAAAACAAAGCCUGCCGCUUCAAAGAAGAGGAAAUCAAAGAAGUCAGGUUUGGAACCUGUUAUUUUGAGCGAACUAGGCCGUCCUCAAUGUUUACAGGGUGCCUUAGAAUUCUUGAAGAAAAGAAAAAUGUCAGUCCAGAGAUCGUCCUCUGCCUUGAAUAAUUCCAACAGAGCAUUUCGGCUCCUUUCUAAGUCUGGUGUGAUACUUCAGAAGUGAGCAUUUUUUCUUCUUUUCUUUUGCCAAUAGGUGCUAGCGUUUUAUUUGUAUCUUAGAUAUUAUUGAUUGUUUUUGUAAUGGGAGACUUGUCCUAACUAGGGUGUUUGUGGUACGGUUUGGAUUGAAUGAUUUAAAAAAAAAAACGAUCCGAUCCGAUCUAAUUUCGAGGGGUUUGGAUUAGAUUGGAUUUACAGUUUUGUAAAUUAAAAAAAUUAAAUAUAUAUAUUAAGU